Hymenoscyphus albidus is the source of this 3398-nucleotide messenger RNA. The record is from the annotation of a GenBank genome assembly. Lineage: Eukaryota; Fungi; Ascomycota; Leotiomycetes; Helotiales; Helotiaceae.
UCGCUCCUUCUCCACUGAAUGCCUCAAGAAGCUGCCCCUCCAAUGCCUCCAUGCCUCCAUGCCUCCAUACCUCCAUGCCUCCGUGCCUCCAUGCCUCCAUGCUCUGCCAAACCAAACGGCUGCUGCCUUUCUCUUUGCUCCUGCCUCCUGUACAGCCCAGCCCAGCCCGGGGAAGUCUUGCCCUUGCCUUGCCCUGCUCUUGCCUUGCUCUUGCCUUGCUAAGCAACAAUGAGGGCCGUGGGACUGUAGGACAGAAUAUCACCCAUCUCAUCUCAUCCAUCCCAAACCUGACCCAGAAGAUGCCUUUAUCUGGCACAAAAUGGUCUGACGAUUACCAUCCCCGAUUUGUUGUCACUGCUUCCUUUUGCUCCCUUCACCGGGUUAUAUCCUCCCCUUCCCUUCUCAGCCUGCCAGGCGGCUGAAAUGCUGACCUGGCUUCUCGAGUGAUGAAAUUCCGACUAUUGUGUUUUCUCCAGGGGUAGUACAAGUACAUCUAAAAGCAUGCCCAAAGACUGGCUUCGCCACAAGGCUGCCAUCGCACGUCUGUAUAUUGAUGAGGGUCGAACGUUGAAGGAAGUCCAGGAGAUUCUCCACCAACAGUAUGGAUUUCAAGCUUCGUAUGUUUGGUCUCAUUUUGCCGAAUUUAUGACAAACCAUGGUUCUAAUGUUUACCAGGACGAGAGCAUACCGCAUGAGAAUCGAUGAAUGGGCACUGAGAAAAUACAAACCCAGAGAGGAUUUUCCCGAAGCAGAAGAGAGCUUCACCGUGCCACCAAAAACAAGCCCCGACAUGAAAGUGGGUUCAAUAGUGACUCCAUUGCCGCCCGAUGCUCUUUCCAAUUUUCAAAUAAUGCCAACAGGGCUUGUUCCAAUGCCACCUUCUAUCUUUCAACCAAAACCAACGACCGAUCUCAAUCAUGUGCUACAGCCAGCAUCACACAAUACGAUUCCACCGGAAGGUCCAAUGACAUCCACCGAAAUGUUAGCCUUCAUAGAGGAUCUCCCACAAAAUCCGCAGGCGCUUGAACAUUUACUCACGAAAUGGCAAGCCGGGGGGUCGUACGUCCGCGUUCUGAGACUUCUUCUCAAGACUCCAUCAUAUUGCGAAUGGACUUUCUGUCCCCAAACCCGCCGGCCGCAACUUUUCAAACUAAUGGAAAUAUAUGUACCACCAAAUGAACAACUCGAAGUCGGCAAAUUGCUCUUAAAUAGUCUCUGCUUGACUGGUAGAACUAGAAAUUCACAAGCCCCAACCUGGUUGAUAUUGUGGAAUAACGCGUGCCACUGCAAUGAUUGGGAGGGUGUCCAAAAUCUGCUGUAUGACAACGCUUCGCAAGACGCUGGUGAACUGUUCGUCACAGCGGCUCUAGUGGUUUGCGCUGAGCGUAUCUUACAACAAAUUCACAAGCGAUUGAGGGCUCUAGCGAUGCCAGAGGCUUUGAACAACGAAUGUCAGCGCUUCGAAGCCGAUCAACUAAGACAGAAUUAUCUCAACAUUCUAGAAGGGUGUCGAGAUAAAAAUCUCGAUCUUCGACCAUCGCUUUACAAACAAUCCUUGGAGGUUAUCGAACGAGAUGAGUUUGACGACGACGACCAACGGACCUUACGGCGUCUGACGCUCGCAGAUGAAUGUCGGCACAAAUAUCUCCUCAUGACAAACGACGAACCAAUGGAUUGCCACAACGGAUUCGAUGAAAAUGCAGGCGAUAUCGUGGAGAAAGGAUGGACUGAGGAAGCUAACAUAAUUGUCCUCAAUAACGAACAUUUUGUAGAGCCUAUCCCCUCGAUUGAAAGCGACUCUCCGAGUCCUGAUUUCAGUCCCUUGCCCCACGAUUUCUGGAUUCAAACCGCCCCUCAAUCUCUUCCAACCCCGGCAGCAGAUCCAAUCAGCUCAGCACAAACAAUUGUAGCCGAUUUGAUGGAAAGGUUCAAGUAUCUUCGAGGCUUCAAACUUCAAGUCCGGUCCAUUUUGAUUGGAAACCAUUGGGAAUUCUUCUUCUUUGAUCGGAAGUCCCAAUCCCCGCCGCAGGAGAACUUGUUUGACGAGAUUGUACAAUAUAUCCCGGAAUUCGAACAAAUUUCUUUGAUGAAAGCAAUUCUAUUAGCAUGUUCGACGAUUUCCCCACGACAAAUCGAGCCCGCACUGUCUUGGUUCCUUCAAACGGCUCACUCGAAGAAAUGGGCAGAUUUUCGGGAUCUGGUUCAGCAAGCAUAUGUCGACAAAUACCUCGCGCCUAACAUGUCGUCACAAGCUGUAAAGCAAGUUGUUGAUUCAAUGACUCUCCUUGUUGGGGAACGAAUGUUGAAAGAUCUGAAGAUCCUUUUGAUGAAGAAUCCAGGCUCAAAAGCGAGAGGGAAGGAGAUGGAAUCGUAUAAGAGCACGAAUAAAACUUACAUGGCUAUCUUGAUGGAGUUCCGGUCGAGAGGGUUGGACUUUGAUCAAUCCUGGUUGAGUUUUGCAUUGGAUACCAUGUGAAUUUGGGACUAGGAUCCAGCCAUAUUGGGGAUGGCAGGGCCAGGGUAUGAAAAUGGAUAUGAAUUGGAAUAGAAAAUCUGAAAAUGGAUUGGGACGCACUAUGCGAAGGGAUUAAGGAAGGAGGUUUCGUCUGUUUUGAUCUCCGAUGUCAGUAUCCGCUGCGUGGAGAAUAUGCAUCUAAAUACGCUCGUUGGAUGGCUGGCUGUUGGGAGUUCUUUCAAAAUGGGUGGUUGGGAUGUACAUCAUUUGGUUAUGGGGAAGUCGAGAUACCUUUGCUAUUCAGUUACUUCUUUCAAAUUUUCAUACUUGGGAUUAUCACACAAUGGAGGGAUCUAAAGAGACCUUGACGCCUGCUACAAUCUGUUUAUGUUACUGCAGUCAGUCAACUUUUCGCUUUCAGUCUUUGAGUAUUCUCAUGUUGGUACGGCACUCUGACUGUUUGACCCCUCUGGAACAUGACAUGGGCUUCAUUUAAGAGCUACAAACGUAUAAUUGGGCGGGUCAGAUUACUUCGUCUGGUAGUUUGGUAUUUACCUUGAACUAGGCAAGUGCCUAUAUCGAGUCUCGACUUCAAAAGAAUAAAAACUUGGCAAUGCAGCAAAAAAAGACUCUCUCUCCUCAACUUCAAAAUAUCACGUUCCUUAUUCACAACACAGAGAAUAUGUCCUCGAACCUCGGCCCUGCAAAGUCCUCAUACCAUACCAAGCGAAACACAACAUGAGCAUUACAUCACAUUACAGUACAUAUCCCAUACCGCAUAUUCCCACAAAGAACAUUUCCUACCUCGUUUAUGAAUACGCACGCGGUAUGCAUGCGAAAGAAGAAAGCAAAAGAACUUCCAGAACGGCCCUAUUGCAUGAACGAGGCGUUUUUUGGGGGGGCUGUUAAUUUACCAAAUAAAACAUGCCCGUUGAUGAAGAAA